GGAAAGCAGACUUUGUUGAAACAGGAAGUUCAUUGAGAACCUGGUGAUGAGCACAGCGGUCAUGCUGGGUUGUCUGUCACACAGUUACACGUGAUCUUUCUUCUUUCCUUCCACAAGUUCACAUCCUUUUCUUCCCUGUGAUCACCCAGCAGUGCUUCCCUUGAAGCAGUGCAUCGAUUGCAACCUUUUUUUCGAUUGUUUUUUCUUUAAAGGCACCUCUGAAUGUGUGUGCGACUGUUUGUGUGUGUGUGCUGUAAAGUGUAACUGUAGCCCGGUCAUCCAUGCUGGCCGGCGCCCAGAGCAGAGAGAGUCUCCCUCGCUCUGCCCUCCGGCCUCGGGCGCCGGCUGAGCAGCCCGCAGAGGAAACGCCUCCCGCGUGGAGCUGACAGGGAGCAUUAAGGCGAGGGACGCGGGUUCACUUGCCCUGUGUAGGGGCUUAGCACCGGGGCUAAGCUGAGGGACUAAUAGCAAAGCCAGCCCAGCUCCAGCCUCUCCGAGGGCGUUUGGGAGCCAUCUGGCCACACUCGGGGGCAGAAGCCAACAACAAAAGAGGGGGCAGACCGUUCGCAGCGAGCGACGGACUGAAAGGUGAAGAACAUUCGCUCAGAAGAUACGGCAGCCAGGAGAGGCGGAGAAGGAUACGAGAAGUUGAGAAGGAGGAGGAGAGUGUUAACGCGAACGACUGAGAAACAGAGGAGAUGUCUGACAUGGAGGAGCUGCAGGGGGCGGAGGCGGGCCCCAACGUCACCCUCACCCUGAGGCUCUUAAUGCACGGGAAGGAAGUGGGCAGCAUCAUUGGAAAGAAAGGAGAAACGGUGAAGAAGAUGAGAGAGGAGAGUGGAGCUCGCAUCAACAUCUCUGAAGGGUCGUCUCCGGAGAGGAUCGUCACCAUCACAGGCCCCACUGAGGGCCUCUUCAGGGCCUUCUCCAUGAUCGCCGAGAGGUUCGAGGAGGAUAUUACUGCGGCGAUGACAAACAGCAAUGUGACGAGCAAGCCGCCUGUCACCCUGCGCUUGGUGAUCCCUGGGAGUCAGUGCGGCUCGCUGAUUGGCAAAGGAGGCUCCAAGAUCAAGGAGAUCAGAGAGACCACGGGUGCCCAGGUGCAAGUGGCAGGAGACAUGCUGCCCGACUCAACAGAGAGGGCUGUCACCAUCUCCGGGGCUCCGCAGGCCAUCACCCAGUGUGUGCGACACAUCUGCUCCGUCAUGCUGGAGUCACCCCCAAAGGGAGCUACUAUUCCAUACCGUCCUAAGGGGUUGGCUGGGGGCCAUGCGGUACUAUCUCAGCAGCACGGCGCACCAGCAUUCGUCAUCCCAGGUCAUCCAGGGCAGUAUGCCUUCCCCCAUCAAGAUGUAAGUGUGUGUUUGGUGGAGCGGUCCACUCUACAUCCGUCCCCGAUGACCUAGUCCUGCCCAUUCCUCCCGAGUUACCACCACACCCUCUGUGUCCCUCUUACUCAGCAAGAAUGACCGAUGAACUCCCUGUUCUGCUGACGUUACUAACACUAACAAGCCGCAGCUGCACGCUUUGAUUGAUCACAUAUCUAGUCACAAACACCACCACACUG
Molecule: messenger RNA, 1567 nt
Organism: Gadus macrocephalus (Pacific cod)
Lineage: Eukaryota; Metazoa; Chordata; Actinopteri; Gadiformes; Gadidae
Product: poly(rC)-binding protein 3-like
Exons: 9
Coding region: 699-1406 (235 amino acids)
Biological process (GO): regulation of RNA metabolic process; regulation of gene expression
Cellular component (GO): nucleus; cytoplasm
Molecular function (GO): mRNA binding
Source: RefSeq, a predicted model, not a curated record